UUCGAGAUGGCACUAAUUUGCUUUGACCGUGCGGCUAAUGCACGUCCGAUGAAAAGACCUACGACGGCAGCGACGUCUAGAAGCCGCAAGACGUCACUGGCAAAUAAAUACUUCGCCAUGCCCACCUUAACAUUUCUCACGCACGCCUUUCUCCCCAACCCUUCUCAAGACUUCAUUCUACACUUUUAAUAUCGUCUUCUUGUACCUAAUACUACAAUCAUGCGCGUCUCCUCUACCAUCCUCGCCACAGCCGGCCUUCUCACCUCGGCCAACGCUGCCAUCAAGGGUUUCAACUACGGCGCAAACUUCAACAACAACCAGGCCAAGACGCGCGUCGACUUUGAAUAUGAAUUCAACGCCGCCAAGCAGCUUCCUGGCACCAGUGGGUGGAACAGCGCCCGUCUGUACACCAUGAUCCAGCACGGCACCCAGACCACUGUCAUCGAGGCUAUCCAGGCUGCUAUAAACACCAAGACCAACCUCCUACUCGGCAUGUGGGCCUCCGCCGGUCAAGCCAACUUCAACAACGAGAUCACUGCUCUCAAGGCCGCCAUCGCCCAGUACGGUACUGCCUUCACCGACCUGGUCGAGGGUAUCUCCGUCGGCAGCGAGGACCUCUACCGUGUCACCCCAACUGGUAUCGAGAACAAGUCCGGCGCCGGUGCUCAGCCCCAGGAGCUCGUCAACUAUAUCAAGCAAACCCGUGCUGCUAUCAAGGGUACUCCUCUCGAGGGCAAGCCCAUCGGCCACGUCGACACCUGGACCGUCUACGUCAACGCCACCAACAACCCCGUCAUCGAUGCUGUUGACUUCAUCGGCAUGGACGCCUACCCCUACUUCCAGACUACCAUGAACAACAACGUCGGAUCCGGCAGCCAGCUCUUCUUCGACGCCUACCACCAGGUUCAAGCCAAGGGUAAGCCCGUCUGGGUCACCGAGACCGGGUGGCCCGUUAGCGGCGAGACACUCAACCAGGGUGUCCCCAGUGCGGCUAAUGCCCGCAUCUACUGGGAGGAUGUCACCUGCCAGCUCAUCAAGGACAACGUUAACCUGUGGUACUACAUCCUCCAGGAUGUUCAGUACGGCAACCCCGUCCCCUCGUUCGGCAUCAAGCCUGCGGGUGACCUCAUGGCGGUCAAGCCUUUGUUCGACCUUUCUUGCCCUGCAACCUCCGGAGGCUCCACCCCGGCUCCUACCAAGAAGGUCUCUACUGAUGGUACUUGUGGAUCUCAGGGAGGUGCUACUUGCACUGGCUCGACAUUCGGUAACUGCUGCUCGCAGUACGGAUGGUGCGGAAACACUGCUGGACACUGCGGUACCGGUUGUGAGAGCGGAUCUGGUACUUGCAACAAGCGCAAGUAGAUGCCCCGACAUCUCAGCCCACAAUCGUCACCAUCCCAGUAAUUAGCUUUGAUCGGUCAACCCCAAUAAUUCAGAGUUUAAUCUCGAUAUCCUCGCCCGUCUCUUUCAUACCUCUUCAUCUUGACAGUCUUGAAAGUCUACCGCAACCAAUAUUUACCUCGCUCCA
Molecule: messenger RNA, 1528 nt
Organism: Alternaria alternata
Lineage: Eukaryota; Fungi; Ascomycota; Dothideomycetes; Pleosporales; Pleosporaceae
Product: glycoside hydrolase
Exons: 1
Coding region: 220-1362 (380 amino acids)
Biological process (GO): carbohydrate metabolic process; cell wall organization
Cellular component (GO): extracellular region; cell surface; fungal-type cell wall
Molecular function (GO): 1,3-beta-glucanosyltransferase activity; glucan endo-1,3-beta-D-glucosidase activity; chitin binding
Source: RefSeq, a predicted model, not a curated record